Molecule: messenger RNA, 1503 nt
Organism: Bombus terrestris (buff-tailed bumblebee)
Lineage: Eukaryota; Metazoa; Arthropoda; Insecta; Hymenoptera; Apidae
Product: antichymotrypsin-2
Exons: 8
Coding region: 141-1343 (400 amino acids)
Molecular function (GO): serine-type endopeptidase inhibitor activity
Source: RefSeq, a predicted model, not a curated record
CUUGGUAGGUUCGCUCUGCCCACUGCCAGGAUUUUCCUGAGGUCGUUUAUCGCGCUUUUAUAUUCGUUCAGACGUUUCUUCUUGCAGUCUGCGUUUAACUUUAGAAGAGGAUUAACCGGUAAAACGAGGGGAUCGCGACUAUGCGUAUAUUAAUAAGAAGUUUCUGGUUGGUGGCUCUUGCCCUAAUAACAAUGUCAGAGGCAGACAAAAAUGUUGAAGCACUGCGUUCCGUUGUGGAAGGUGCAAAUCAAUUUAGUUCUUCAUUUUUCCAGACUGUGGUACAACAUAAUCCUGGCAACCUCAUUACAUCUCCUCUAAGCGCAGGUAUUGUUCUUGCUAUGGCUGCUUUUGGAGCUCGUGGAAACACAGAAGCUCAGUUUAGAAAUGUACUUCAUCUACCAACAUCACAGAGUCUUGCCACAUCUGGUUAUCAGUCACUUAUUGAUAAUCUCAAUAAUGUGAAAGACAAUAAAUUGGCUGUUGCAAAUAAAGCCUUCUUAGCAGCAAGCUUAGGUUUGAAACCAAGUUACAAAGAUUUAACAGAAGUUUACUUCCGCUCUGCUUCUCAAUUGGUAAACUUUGCUCAAAAUAAGGAAGCUGCAAAUAUUAUUAAUAGUUGGGUUGAAAAAAAUACAAAUAAUCUCAUUAAAGAGCUUAUAACUGCUGAUAUGCUAAAUGACGCAACUAAAUUAGUACUUGUCAAUGCAGUAUAUUUUAAAGGCCAAUGGAAAGAUAAGUUUGACCCUAAGUUCACUAACGAUAUGGCAUUUCAUACUAGUAAAGUUGAAGUAAGAAAUGUUCCUACAAUGUAUAGAAAAGGUAAUUACAGAUAUGGAGUACUUCCAGAUUUAGAUGCUAAAUUUGUUGUAAUACCAUACAAGGGUGACGAAUUGAGUAUGAUCAUAAUUCUUCCAAAUGAAAUUGAUGGUUUGUCUGAUGUUGAGAAAAAACUACAAAAUACAAGUUUGUCCAACAUUAUAAGUCAAGGGUAUGAGCAAGAAAUAGAAUUAUGGUUACCAAAGUUCAAGGUGGAAAGUAAGCUUCAACUCAAUGAUGUCUUAAAAGAGAUGGGUUUGACUGAUGCAUUUACUCCUCGCGCUAAUUUUUCUGGGAUUGCUGAUGAAGCUUUGUACGUCAGUGAUGUUAUACAAAAGGCAUACAUUGAAGUAAAUGAAGAAGGAAGCGAAGCUGCUGCUGCAACUGAAAUAACAAUUGAAGUUGAAAAGUUACCCAGUUGGACUCCAAUGCAAAUUGAUCGGCCGUUCUAUUAUGCUAUUUAUAAAAAACAAACAGAAAAUCGAGACAUCGUAACGCUAUUCAAUGGACACGUUAAGAAUCCUUAAAAACAUUAUUCUGUGGUUCUGUUAACGAACUCAAAGUCUAAGGACAGUAAUGUCAUAAUUGCAAUAUCAUAGUAAUGUGAUAAAUACUUCGUAUCCUUCGUAGUUAUAGGCAUUCUAAUAAUAGCUUGUGUCGCAAUAAAUGUAUUGUAUUCGCUUAAAA